Molecule: messenger RNA, 3513 nt
Organism: Symbiodinium necroappetens
Lineage: Eukaryota; Dinophyceae; Suessiales; Symbiodiniaceae
Source: the annotation of a GenBank genome assembly
AUGCUGUGCUCGCAAUCUCGCCUGGUCCGACAGAGGAUCGUUGCCGAAGUGGAUUUCACUUGCCGCGAAUUGCGCGGACUCACCGUGUUCGAGUUCCAUGAAAGGGACGUUGGCGAGAACGAGGGCCACGAGGUUCUGGUGCACUUCCCGGCACAUAGCGGAAGUUGCAGGGCCAGAAUUUGCUGUUCGCAUCGGUCCGCUUGUCCUCCAAAGGCAGAGGACGAGGCUGAACUGAAGGAGCACAAAGUUUGCUCUUCCUGGAAGUCUGCAGCAGACGACUGCGACACAGAGCCCUUGGCAUCAUUGGCCAAGAUCGGGGCCCCGAGCUGGACCGAAGUGGACUCUGACGAGAAUGCUGUGCAAGUGUCAGGUCUGGAAGAUCUGCUGAGCUGGCAGACGGGUUCAGUGCAGGUGCUUGCCCUUCAUCUUGGUGGCAUCCUUGAUUUCGCAAGCGAAGACUUGGACGAGACGCUGACAUCUGUUGAGAUUGCGGUCCAAUGGGUCAUCGAAGGCCAGUGGCUGCGACCGGAAACUUGCUGCAAUCACUUUAUCCGCCUUCCGGUCCAUCCACGCGAUGCAGGUGGUGUCUCGGACGGAAUCGGUGGCAGCGGUGAGGGGGAAACUUCUGCCGACAUGGACUUUUUCUUGGCAGGCCAUAUGCGCAGCUGCCCCUCCUGGUUUCCGACCUGUGAAUUGAAGGAGAAGCGCGGGCAGCCGCCCUGCCCGAUGGAGCUGCAUCUGAGCGUCCGAAGUCGACGAAGUCUCCAGGCCGUGACUUCGGGCCGCCUUGUUGAAUCUGUGGCUUCAAAGGACGAUGUCACCUGCUUCAAGUACCUCGAGGCGUGUCCUUUGGCUCCACAUGACGUUCCACUCGUUGUCGGGCCCCUUGCCGAGGAGGUCUAUGACAAAGGCCGGCUCAUGGCACCUCUCGGCUUCCAGGCCUUGCUUCCACAAGCAGCACGUGGCGCAGGCGCUACACUGCGAGGCGUGGAGGAGGCGCUCAGUCGCGCUUUGCCGCUGGCUGCUUGCACCUCGCUAUUUCUGCCGUUGCCGCAUCUGCGACCGGCAGCAGCCCCAAGGCUUGCUGAUGCGAAGUCUCUGGGCAAAGCUGCGGCCAGCUGGGAUGCCAGGCCCUUUGGCUCGAGCCUGCCAUGUUUCGACAUCCACGGUGGCAUCCACUUCUUCGACUUGUCGCUCUUGACCAGUUCAUGCCCAACGCUGUGCUCCGCCGUGCUGAGACCGUUGCAGGCGUAUGCCUUCGCCACUGCUUGGUUCGGCAUCUCUGUGCGACUCGAAGCGGACGAGCAUGCCUGGCUUUUUCACGGCUUGUGCCGGCUGUUGUCAGACAGCUCCCUGAUCCACACAUGGCCCAGCGGCUUGGCAGAAGCCGAGAUCGCUGCCAAACUCCGGGAGGAAGGUCAGCUUUGGCACGCCCAAGUCGAGGCUGGUCGAGACGAGCAGCCGCUGGCUGUCGCCAACGCUGUCAAAGAGCCGACCCCCUUCUCCCCAGGUAGCUUCGCGCAACUUCUGGGACCUGUGCGGGAGCUGAAGGCCUACUUGGCAUGCCACGAGUUGUGCAGGAGGCUGGACUGGGACAACUUCCACAUCAGGCUGGCUGCCAUCUGGGGGAAAACGGCCACGCGAUGCCUGACCACCACGCAAUUCCUCGAGCUGGUUGGGGGCGUGGAUAAGGACUUCGCUUCGCAGUGGAUCUACGGGCUGGGCUGUCCUGUCGUCCGUGUGGGCUGGUUCUACAACCAGGCGCUUCAUCGGUUGGAGCUGUCAGCAUCACAGCUGCCUCUGGAGCCGACACCGCUCCAGAAGCCACCGCCUCUCAGCCACCUCACGAGACGGGCCGGCAAGACGGGAGUGGGCUUUGGCUAUCUUGGCCAUGCUUCUACAGCUGCUGCAGCCCAGGUGAGCAGCGAUCCACGAGAAGCUCAGAAGGUGCCGUUCAAGUACUGGACCGGAACGCUGGUGCUGGACAUCUAUGGAAGGGGCUCCCAAACUCCCGGACGGGUCGAGAUCGAGCUUACCAGUCCAGAUGAAGUUCGCACAACCUCCCUGCUACCGCCCGGAGUGGACCAACCGGCGCUGGGGCGCCAGGAAGCUGAGCUGCCUUCCGGCCUGGCUUUCCUGGUCGUGGGGCCACAGAGGACUCAGUGGCCCCUCGUGCGGCUUGAGAUCGCCCAGCCACUGGAGUUUUGGGAAGGCAUGCUGCGGAGCUCCGCAGCACCUGCUGCUGAGGCAGAUGCAGCCAAGGCAAUCGGAGAUCUGCUGGAAGCUGGCCAGCUCCCAACUGGCGCUGCAAUGUCAACUCUGUUACAGGCCUUGUCGAUCCCUUUGAAGGAUGAGGGCUGGCAUGAGAUUACCUGCGUGGAGUGUGCGCUGACGCUGUGUCGAUGGGCCUCGAAGUUGCAGAAGGGAAGCGCGCUUCGCAGUUCUCUCUUCAGGCCACUCCAUGAGUUCUUCAAAAGCAGCCGGGCGGCGUGGCAAGCCGACACAGGCAUGGCUCGUGUGCGGAUGCAAGUGGCGAGGUGCCUUCAAGGCCGCACCUUCCGCGCUCUUGAAUUAUGGCGCCACUGCCUUCCUUUGGAGCUUUGCUACGAGUCAUCUCGAGAGGACCCGCUGAGCAUCGCGUGCCUCGAGAUCCAACGCGAUGUGCCACACAAUUCUCGAUCCGAUGUGUCGGGUGCGAUUGUCAAGCGCCUGCGACUGGAAUCGGCCCUUCCCUCAGAAGGGCAUCACUUGGCGGCCGCCGCCAUCCGCAUUUUGCUGGCCCUCUGCGCUCGUGGUCAGGCUGAAGCUGCUCAACCCUGGGAUGACUUCCUCGUCGAGGUGCCCAGCAACAAAGGGCCAAGUCCCCUGCGCUCUGCCUAUGCGAAGGCUUGGGGUGUCCUGGGCCCGGCUCCGAGCUACCUCGAGGCCUUUGCAGAAGCUCCGAGUGGAGGCUUUCGAUGGAGUCGCGCAGUCCGGCGGGAGGCUUGUGCGGCAACUUGCCAGUGCGCGGAGGCCGGGGAAGCCCUGGAGGCGCUGUCGCGGGUGCUUGAUGGCGAUUCAUCGGACGCCGGAGGUGAACAGCUGCAGCGAGCAGUCUGGGCAGGGGAGGCCUCGCAUGGCCUGGCUGGAAGCUUUGGUGAAGCUCCAUGCAGUGUUGCUUCGCUCACCGCCCGGCAGCCAAUUGACGACUUCGGAGUCGGCUUCGAGGCAGAAGUGGCAGAAACUGCGGAAGCAGCUGAUGGAGGUUGCUCGCUGCGCUGCGACCCACUCUUGCCCUUUGUCGACGUGGCCCGGCCUGGUAUGAUCACGGCGAAAGGCGAGGCGAGCCAGAACUCGCAGAAGGCAAGACGAAAGGCACCCGCCGAGGGAGCCUUCUGGAAAACGCCAGGUCUCUUUGCUGACAUUGAGCCCUCUCAUCCACAGCAUGCCACCAUCGCCGCCUUGAAGACGCCACCGGCCAAAGCAGCCAGGGUUGGGGACCACGGCGAAGCCACGCGCGCAGUGACUCUGUGA